Molecule: messenger RNA, 6376 nt
Organism: Urocitellus parryii (Arctic ground squirrel)
Lineage: Eukaryota; Metazoa; Chordata; Mammalia; Rodentia; Sciuridae
Source: RefSeq, a predicted model, not a curated record
CCCGGCAGCCGGGGCGGCGGCGAGGCCGCUGCACCGCACACGCACACUCAGACCCCGGCUGCGGGAAUGCGGAUGACACGCCCGUAACAUGGAAGCCGCCGCCGCCGCCGCUCCGACGACAGCAGCCGCCGCCACAGCAGCAGCAGCCGCCGGCGGCGCCGCGCGGAACAAAGGUCAUCCGAGCUGCGGCCCAGACGCCCGGGCUUGACCGCUGCGAAGGCCAACCCCGGGCCGGGGGGUAUGUUCUGUUUUGUGCUUUUCCUUUUAGAAGCUACUAAAGGGUGUUGGGGAUACUUCUGACUAUUAUGAAGGCCAAAAGGCCUGUUGACUGGGGCUGCUUUUAACCCUUUCAUAUUUGCAGAGAAUGCAACCGAGUGACAGUAAUUGAGCACUGGUCCAAAGUCUUACCAAAAGGUCAAGGUUCACAAGAACAUCUGAUCAAAUUCAUGACCAUGGGGGAUAUGAAGACCCCAGACUUUGAUGACCUCCUGGCAGCAUUUGACAUCCCAGAUAUGGUCGAUCCCAAAGCAGCUAUUGAGUCUGGACACGAUGACCACGAAAGCCACAUCAAGCAGAAUGCCCAUGGGGACGAGGACUCUCACACGCCAUCCUCUUCCGACGUGGGUGUCAGCGUGAUUGUUAAGAAUGUUCGCAACAUCGACUCCUCGGAGGGCCCCGAGAAGGACGGACACAACCCCACAGGCAAUGGCUUGCAUAACGGGUUUCUCACUGCGUCCUCUCUGGACAGUUACAGUAAAGAUGGAGCGAAGUCCUUGAAAGGGGACGCACCUGCCUCCGAGGGGACUCUGAAAGACUCCACGUUCAGCCAGUUCAGCCCCAUCUCAAGUGCUGAAGAGUUUGAUGACGACGAGAAAAUUGAGGUGGACGACCCCCCUGAUAAGGAGGAUGUGCGUUCAGGUUUCAGACCGAAUGUGCUGGCGGGGUCCGUACCCCAGCAGGACUACGACAAGCUGAAGGCUCUUGCAGGGGAAAACUCCAGCAAAACUGGAAUCUCUACUUCAGGCAGCGUAGAAAAAAACAAAGUUAAGAGAGAAACAGAAACCAACUCCAUAAAUCUGAGUGUUUAUGAACCUUUUAAAGUCAGAAAAGUGGAGGAUAAGUUGAAGGAGAAUUCGGAAAAGGUGCUUGAGAACAGGGUCCUGGAUGGGAAGCUGAGCUCCGAGAAGAGUGACGUGAGCCUUGCUGGUGUCGCCCUGCCUAAGACCAAGUCUUCCUCCAAGCUCUCCUCGUGCAUAGCAGCCAUCGCAGCCCUGAGCGCCAAGAAGGCGGCCUCGGACUGCAACAAAGAGCCAGUGGCCAACUCCAGGGAACCCUCUCCGUUACCAAAAGACACGCAUGAUAGCCCGAGGGCCGCCGACAAGUCUCCCGAAUCCCAGAGUCUUAUUGAUGGCACCAAGAAAGCCUCCCUAAAGCCACCGGACAGUCCCCGGAGCGUGUCCAGYGAGAACAGCAGCAAAGGCUCCCCAUCCUCCCCCGCAGGACCCACACCUGCCAUCCCCAAGGUCCGCAUCAAAACCAUCAAGACGUCUUCCGGCGAGAUCAAGAGAACUGUGACCAGGGUGUUGCCGGAAGUCGAUCUYGACUCUGUGAAGAAGCCUUCUGAGCAGACAGCAUCCGUGAUGGCCUCUGUGACGUCCCUCCUCUCAUCUCCAGCAUCUGCUGCUGUCCUUUCCUCCCCGCCCAGGGCGCCUCUCCAGUCAGCUGUUGUUACCAAUGCAGUUUCCCCUGCAGAGCUGACCCCUAAACAGGUCACCAUCAAGCCUGUGGCCACUGCUUUCCUCCCUGUGUCUGCUGUCAAGACRGCAGGGUCCCAGGUCAUCAAUUUGAAGCUCGCUAAUAACACCACGGUGAAAGCCACAGUCAUAUCUGCUGCCUCUGUUCAGAGUGCCAGCAGCGCCAUCAUUAAAGCCGCCAACGCCAUCCAGCAGCAAACUGUCGUGGUCCCGGCAUCCAGCCUGGCCAACGCCAAACUCGUGCCAAAGACUGUGCACCUUGCCAACCUUAACCUUCUGCCUCAGGGUGCCCAGGCCACCUCUGAACUCCGCCAAGUGCUAACCAAACCUCAGCAACAAAUAAAGCAGGCAAUAAUCAAUGCAGCGGCCUCACAACCACCCAAAAAGGUGUCUCGGGUCCAGGUGGUGUCGUCCUUGCAGAGUUCUGUGGUGGAAGCUUUCAACAAGGUGCUGAGCAGUGUCAAUCCAGUCCCAGUUUACAUCCCAAACCUCAGUCCUCCCGCCAAUGCAGGGAUCACGUUACCGACGCGUGGGUACAAGUGCUUGGAGUGUGGGGACUCCUUUGCACUGGAAAAGAGCCUGACCCAGCACUACGACAGGCGUAGUGUGCGCAUCGAAGUAACGUGCAACCAUUGUACAAAGAACCUUGUUUUUUACAACAAAUGCAGCCUCCUUUCCCAUGCUCGUGGGCAUAAGGAGAAAGGAGUGGUAAUGCAGUGCUCCCAUUUAAUUUUAAAGCCAGUCCCAGCAGAUCAAAUGAUAGUUUCUCCGUCUAGCAAUACUCCCGCUUCAUCCUCCACUCCGCAGAGUUCUGUGGGAGCUGGCACACACACUGUAACAAAAAUCCAGUCUGGCAUAACUGGGACCGUCAUAUCCGCUCCUUCAAGCACACCCAUCACCCCAGCUAUGCCCCUAGAUGAAGACCCCUCCAAACUCUGUAGACACAGUCUCAAAUGUUUGGAGUGUAACGAAGUCUUCCAGGACGAGACGUCGCUGGCCACACAUUUCCAGCAGGCUGCAGAUACGAGUGGACAAAAGACUUGCACUAUCUGCCAGAUGCUGCUUCCUAACCAGUGCAGUUACGCAUCACACCAGAGAAUCCAUCAGCACAAAUCUCCCUACACCUGCCCUGAGUGUGGGGCCAUCUGCAGGUCGGUGCACUUCCAGACCCACGUCACCAAGAACUGUCUGCACUACACGCGGAGAGUUGGUUUUCGAUGUGUACAUUGCAAUGUUGUGUACUCUGAUGUGGCUGCACUGAAGUCUCACAUUCAAGGCUCUCACUGUGAAGUCUUCUACAAGUGCCCUAUCUGCCCAAUGGCGUUUAAGUCUGCCCCGAGUACACAUUCCCACUCCUAUACACAGCAUCCUGGCAUCAAGAUAGGAGAACCAAAAAUAAUCUAUAAGUGUUCCAUGUGCGACACUGUGUUCACCCUGCAAACCUUGCUGUACCGCCACUUUGACCAGCACAUUGAAAACCAGAAGGUGUCUGUUUUCAAGUGUCCAGACUGUUCUCUUUUAUAUGCACAGAAGCAACUUAUGAUGGAUCAUAUCAAGUCUAUGCAUGGAACAUUGAAAAGCAUUGAAGGGCCUCCAAACUUGGGCAUAAACUUGCCUUUGAGCAUUAAGCCUGCAACUCAAAAUUCAGCAAACCAGAACAAAGAGGACACCAAGUCCAUGAAUGGGAAAGAGAAAUCGGAAAAGAAAUCUCCAUCUCCUGUGAAAAAGUCAAUGGAAAGCAAGAAAGUGGCCAGUCCCGGGUGGACGUGCUGGGAGUGUGACCGCCUGUUCACGCAGAGGGAUGUGUACAUCUCCCACGUGAGGAAGGAACACGGGAAGCAAAUGAAGAAGCACCCGUGCCGCCAGUGUGACAAGUCUUUCAGCUCCUCGCACAGCCUGUGCCGCCACAAUCGGAUCAAGCACAAAGGCAUCAGGAAGGUGUACACCUGCUCGCACUGCCCGGACUCGCGGCGGACCUUCACCAAGCGGCUGAUGCUGGAGAAGCAUAUCCAGCUGAUGCACGGGAUCAAGGACCCUGACCUGAAAGAAAUGACGGAAGCCACCAACGAGGAGGAGACGGAAAUAAAGGAAGACACCAAGGUUCCCAGCCCCAAGCGGAAGUUGGAAGAGCCGGUUUUAGAGUUCAGGCCUCCCAGGGGAGCCAUCACUCAACCCCUGAAAAAGCUCAAGAUCAACGUCUUCAAGGUGCACAAGUGCGCCGUGUGCGGCUUCACCACCGAGAACCUGCUGCAGUUCCACGAGCACAUCCCCCAGCACAAGUCGGACGGCUCCUCCUACCAGUGCCGCGAGUGCGGCCUGUGCUACACGUCGCACGUGUCGCUGUCCCGGCACCUCUUCAUCGUGCACAAGCUCAAGGAGCCGCAGCCCGUGUCCAAGCAGAACGGGGCGGGGGAAGACAGCCAGCAGGAGAACAAGCCCAACCCCGAGGACGAGGCCGCGGACGGCGUGGCGUCCGACCGCAAGUGCAAAGUGUGCGCCAAGACCUUUGAGACGGAAGCUGCCUUAAACACGCACAUGCGGACACACGGCAUGGCCUUCAUCAAAUCCAAAAGAAUGAGCUCCGCCGAGAAAUAGCGCAGGCACUCCCCCGGAAAACCCCUGUCCRCAUUGGAAUUCAAAAGCAGAAAAAGGACAUUUUUGUUACAAAAAGUUUGCAGUAUAAUAGAGUUAACAGUACUGUCUAGGCUGUUGCAAUAUAUUCUCUUUCAAUGUACCUUCCUCACCUCCUUGGAUAUAUCCUCGAUAAGUAUUACAACAGUAUUUGAGUUUAAAAGAGUUUGUAUAUAUUUAAAUGAAUAACUUUUUAUACUCUUUGUUACAUGUUUGUAUCAGUAUUUAGUGGAAAAUGUUUUUUGAGUUUUUUUGGGUUAAAAUUUUUCUUUUUUGUACUGUUUCUUUAAAACAGAGUUCUUAGUAACAGGGGCAGUUCCUGAAUUCAAAAAGACCAUUUUGUAUGUUACACAUUUGAAUGGGUUAACAAAUUACAGGCUUACAUAAUGCCUUUUUUUAGUGUUUUUAAUUUUUAGAAUUCACUACAUAAAUUGUAGGUGAUCGUGGGUCUCAAAAACACUAGAAACUUCUAAGUGUCUUAGCACUCUCCUCAGCGUGCCUGCCCAAAGUGGGCCAGGGCGCGGCUGGGACACCCGCACUCCAGCUCAGAGUGGCCAGGCUGGGUCAGAGCCACCAGCUUGAUUAACGCAGCCUUGUGGUCCCUUCUUUCCCAGCAGUGGCAGAACAGGCCAAGAGUCCUGUAAGGGUUGUGGGUUUCCGUAAUUCCAUUUUGAGGAAUGGGGAAGAAAGGAAUUAAUUCUAAAGGGGGAAAAUAUGGGGUUCAUUGUUCUCUAGGGAAAUUUCCAAGGCUGACUUAUAAGAGCACAAGGAGAUCAAGCUACGAAAGGGCUGGACUACUGUAAAAGUUACAAAUCCGUAGUUAGAUCAAUAGAUGUCUAGUCAGGUUUUUGUCACAUAACUUAUUAACUAUCACGCAGACACAACUAAGAAUAUCAAGUAUUUCUCUGACUCUUGACAGGGAAAAAAAAAGUCACAGUUGACUUAACCCUUUAGCUGUCUAAACAGUUGGUGUUUCCUGUUCUGGGUGCUACUGCCAAAYGUUCUGGUACUUAGAGUUGGGAUGCACAACUUCAACCACCGACUUGGCAACGCAGCAGCCUGCAUAUUGCAAUUGGCCAUUAGAUGAAGCACUGAGCCACCUGGGUUUGUUCAGUCAUUUCAAUAAGUACAGCUCACAUCCGUAGUUCUGCUUUAUUGAAGCGCUGCAGAGGUACUCUUCUGUCCCUUCCGUUUAUAGUUCUCUGGGAGUUAUCAUUUUUUUUGGUUUUUGUUUUGUGUUUUCCUUUGCAUUUUAUAUUUAUCCCUGAACAUGUUUUGUAUUUUUUUUUUCUAAGAAAAGAAAUUCUUUUGUGUAUAUAUAGAUACUUGCAUGAUAGACUGUAGCCAACGUUCGGUUCCUCAAAAGGUCUUGCUGCUGUCAGGUGUUAUGACUACAUCCAUCAUAACUGUAUUACACACAUUUCAUAUGUAAAUAAACGUGGGACAUUUGGCCCUUGUGCUUCUGUGAGAGAGUUAUUGAUGGUGGGUCUCUGACAUCUUCAUGAAGUUUAGGAAGUGAUUAAUUGCUGGGACAGGCUACAGGAUAUUGCAGAAUUCUUCCACUCAGAAGAACAGCGUACUUGUUCUCAUUGGUGAUCAGCUAUUUUGUCACUUUCUUGUUGACUCCAUCAGUACAUCGGUACAAUCCAAGGGUGUGAUUAAGUAUUCCUCAACUUGAAAUUCAAUUGCUGUUACUUGUUAUGGUUAUAUUUGUAUUGCUCUAAGUUGUAUUCAUAGCACUUUCACAUGUUUCUGCAUUUGAACCUUGCAAUAAACCUGUGUGAUGGGCUGCACAGGUCUGUAUAGCCUAGUUUUACAGUUGAGGAAGCUGAGCUCAGAUUAACUUCUUUGCCUAAGCCCUCAUAGCUGGUAAGUGGCUUUGCAUAUUAGAACCCAAAUAUUUUGCUCUAAAUCUAGUGCUCGCUCUAUGUGGUUAUGUACAUAUUGACAAAUAUUCAUUUAUUCAACAAAUAAAAAGUAUGUGCAAAACA